AUGUGGAAUAUUGCUUUGGUGUUUCUCUGCUUGCUAAUAAUUGCAACCUAUAUCUUUAUCAUAAGACCUUUAAUCCCUCUGUUGCUAUUAAAAGCCAAAUUAGGAGAUAAAGCGAUCUUCAUGUUUUAUCCACUCUUUGGUUUUAUUGGAUUGUUUAUGAAAUCAAUCAAAACCAAGAAUGAUGCUAUGGAAACAGUCAAUGCAGCUCUUAGAAAGAAUCCUAAGGCAAAGAUCAUACUAUCAAAUCUCCUUCAUAAGCCUUGUAUUAUGCUUACUGGAUCAGAAUACUUGAAGGAUGCAUUGACAGAACAUCAACAUUAUGAAAAGAUGAACCCAUUUAUGAUUGAUUCAUUCAUAUAAACAGGGUUAAUUUUGAGUGAAGGAGAUAGAUGGAAAAGAUAAAGAAUGUUCUUAGGAUAGGCCUUUACAUUUGAAAAGUUGAAAUCAAGAAUUCAAAUGAUGAAUUAAGUUGUUAAAGAAAUUGUUGAUAAAGAUCCUAAAACGAAUUUAAAUGAAUUCAUGUCCAAGAUAACUGGGGAGAUAGUUAUCAAAAGUUUCUUUGGUGAAUUAGCAGAAGGCUUAAGAUUAGAAGGAAAAGAAGCCUAAGUAGCCUUGAUAUAAUUGACAACAGAUAUUAAUUUAAUUUAAUUUGAGAAUCCAUUUGUCUUAAUUAAAUCUUUGAUAUUUAAGGAAAGGAUGUGGGAUGUAUUGCCAACUAAGUAAGAAAAAGAUAUAGUAAGAAGAGUAAAUGAGGUAAGAACUAAAGUGAAAGAGAUCAUCUCAAGGAGAAUUGAAUAACUAUAAGAAAACCCAAUAUAAGAUGAAGAUAAAAUGGUAUUCCUAGAUUUAUAUGUUACUGAAUACAUAAAAUAAUAGAAAUAAUAACAAUAAUUAAUAAAUGUUAAUGAGAUAUUACAUCAAUUCAUCACACUAUUUUUUGCUGGAACUGAUACAACAGCAACUACUUGUGGAACAUGCUUGUAUUAUUUAGCUCAAUAUCCAGAGAUUUAAACUGAAAUAUUAGAAGAAAUCUAAGAGGUUGCAGGAUUAGAUGAAAUUAAAGAAUAACAUUUAAAUAAACUUGUUAAAAUUAAUGCUUUGGUUUAAGAAGUUCUAAGAUUUAAGAAUCCAGCCUUUGCUACUAUUUUUAGAAUAGUUAAAAAUGAUAUGCAACUCUAAGAUCUCAAGCUUAAGAAAGGAUGGGCUGUUGUAGAAAUGUUAAAUGCGAGCAGCGUUUAAGAGAAUUAUUUUGAAAAUGCUACUGAAUUUAAUUACAAAAGAUGGUUGAACACAACCAAUAUUAUUAAAAACGAUAAUGGCUUUAUUUAUAUUCCUUUUUCAGCAGGAUAAAGGAAUUGCAUAGGAUAACAUAUGGCAAUGAUGGAAGCAAAAGUCAUCAUAGCCCUUAUUGUUAGAAAAUAUCAAAUCAUAUUGAAUCCUGAAGUGAAAUAGAUAAAAUUUGGAAUUAAGUUUCUAUAAUGUGUCGAACCGGAUAAUUGUUUAUUAUUCGAGAAAAGAUUAUGA
Molecule: messenger RNA, 1524 nt
Organism: Paramecium tetraurelia
Lineage: Eukaryota; Ciliophora; Oligohymenophorea; Peniculida; Parameciidae
Exons: 1
Molecular function (GO): heme binding; oxidoreductase activity, acting on paired donors, with incorporation or reduction of molecular oxygen; iron ion binding
Source: RefSeq, a predicted model, not a curated record